GCAAGACGCCUCUGGGCGGCGAGUGGCCGUGCUCGGGGACGUGGCGAGCGCCGUGUCGCGUUUUGCGCCGACUGUCGCGGUGACAGCGGGCUGUCUCGUGCUCCCCCGCCACCGCCGCCUCGUCUCAGCAGCGAGCCGCCAGCGUCGCCGGGUGACCGUCGCCAUGGAGGAGUCGCGGCGCAGGAGGAUCCCCAUGCUGCGUACGGGCAUGCCCCGCUCCAUCUCCGAGGACUUGGUCGAUGACAGCCAGUCGGAGGACGAACAGCCGCUGUACGAGGACAACCGGCCGGCCGUGUACACCUUCGUCGAGUGGAAGCACGUGAUUGACACCAAGAGCUGCGGCCCGCUGACGGUCUACGUCCAGGGCGAUGUCUCGCUGCAGGACAGGAAGGCUGUGUUUCUCACAGUGCACGACCUUGGAUGUAACCACACGUCCUUCCAUGACUUUGUGGAGCACCCCGUGAUGAAAGAUAUCAAGGAGAGGUCAAUCUUCAUCCACGUGGACCUGCCGGGACAGGAGGAUGACGCCCCCGACCUGCCCGAUGAUUUCCGGUACCCGACCAUGCAGCAGCUGGGCGAAGAGCUAGUGCAGGUGCUGGACACGCUGCAGGUCAAGAUGGUGAUCGGCCUGGCGGAGGGCGCCGGCGCGAACAUCCUGACCCGCUUCGGGCUGGCAUACCCGGACCGUGUUCUGGGCCUCCUUCUGGUCCACUGCACCUCCACCAAGGCUGGCAUCAUGGAGUACUUCAACGACAAGUUCAUGAACUGGAAGCUGAGCUCGAUCGGCCACCACCCAAGCGCCGAGCAGUACCUGGUGUUCCACCGAUUCGGCAGCACCCUGGAGGAGCAACUUGAUGGCGACAUGGAUCCAUCCACAAGAGAGAAGCUCAUCAAGGACUUUCAGCAGCGGCUGAAAAGCAAAAUCAAUGCCAAGAACCUCCAGCGUUUUGUUCAGUGUUUCCUUGAUCGGACGGACCUCUCGGCGCUGGUCGGCGACCUAAAGAUGGACACGCUCCUCGUGACGGGGGCUAAGGCAUCUCACCCACACACCGUGCACACCAUGCACGCCCAUAUGAACAAGGCCAAGUCAUCCCUGAUCAAGCUGGACGACGUAGGGGACGUGCUGAUCGAGGCGCCGGAGAAGUUUGCCAACACCCUGCUGCUGUUCUGCAAGGGGCUGGGCGUGCUGACGGCGGUGAACCCGCGCACCCGCACCCUCUCCAACAGCAGCGGAGGCGCCGGCGCCACCGGCAGAAACCGCUCCAUGAGCAUGGAGGACUACGACCGGCCUAACGCGCGCCGGCUCUCCGUCACCAAGUCGUAAAUGAUGCGCCGGCCGAGCCGCCGGAGAUGACCCCGAGGAGGCCGCCACGGAGGGGGGGGGGGGAGCGAGUGAGAGGAGGGCGGCACGGUGGCGGCCGCGGCGCGCGCCGCUGCCGCCGUCACCUGUAGAUACGCCGGAGGGCCCAGCCGGGCCCAGCCGACUGUAGAUACGGCGCAGGAGCCGCCAGCCGGCGGCGCCGCGGGCGCCGGCCCGCCGCGACGUCCCUCGCCCUCCUGCGACUCUUGCUAGGUUAAGGGUGGCCAGUGGCCGGGCUCCAGUAGUGCCGUCGGUAGGCUUGGGGCGCCCGGCGCGCGCGGCGUGGCGCCGGUGGGCGCGCGGUCGGCCGCCGGUCACGGCCAGCCCGCCCCGCUCCGUCUCGACCGGCCCACAGCUCAAAGCGUACAAUCGAGGCGUGGGUGUGUGCGGCGUCGCCCCGGCGCCACCGGCUACGCCGCGGCCGCGCGGGCCCGCAGAAAUACACCGCAGCCCCUCA
Pollicipes pollicipes is the source of this 1817-nucleotide messenger RNA. RefSeq lists its product as uncharacterized. The record is from RefSeq and is a predicted model, not a curated record. Lineage: Eukaryota; Metazoa; Arthropoda; Thecostraca; Pollicipedomorpha; Pollicipedidae.